AUGGCCGCUGCUGACAAUGAACCAGCAAAGCUCCUAUUACCUUACCUUCAAAGAGCCGAUGAGUUGCAGAAACAUGAACCCCUCGUCGCUUACUACUGUCGAUUGUAUGCGAUGGAACGAGGUUUGAAGAUUCCUCAGAGCGAGCGUACCAAAACCACCAACGCCAUCCUUGUUUCCCUCAUGAAACAACUUGAGAAGGAUAAGAAGUCAUUGACGUUAGGGCCCGAUGACUAUCUUCAUCUGGAGGGCUUUGCCUUGAAUGUCUUUGCAAAAGCAGAUAAGCAAGAUCGAGCUGGGCGAGCUGAUUUGAAUACUGCGAAAACUUUUUAUGCAGCCAGCAUUUUCUUCGAAAUUAUCAAUCAGUUUGGUGAACUUCAGCCUGAUCUUGAGCAGAAACAGAAGUAUGCUGCGUGGAAAGCAGUAGAUAUUAGGAAAGCUAUAAAAGAAGGGAGAAAGCCUGUACCAGGCCCUCCUGGGGGAGAUAAAGAUCUAUCAGUGCCAUCAAGGACAUCAAGUGGUGACCACGAUCUUGAUCCAAGCACAAAUGAUUUAGCAGUCAGAUCUGAACCAGGAAUAACAGAUCCUGCUACUAGAGCUGCACCGGAAUCUGAUUCAUUUCCUCAGUUGUACGAUAAAGUCAACUCACAUCAUUCUACAAGCAUUUCUUCAUCACCAUCAAGUAUUCCAUUAUCGCCGCCUUCGAACAUAGUACCACCACCUCAAUAUCCUACUGAUGACACUUACCAUCAUCCACCUCAAUAUCCUACUGAUGACACUUACCACCAGCCACCUCAAUAUCCUACUGAUGAUACUUACCACCAGCCACCUUCAAGCAACAGAACAGAACAUUCUCCUUAUUCUCAUCAGCAAUAUCACCCUCCACCCUACCACCAAGAACCACAGCAGCACUUACCGCAACAGUACAAUCCUCACGAUGUUCCCCCAUACUCGUAUCCCGAUUUCCAGUCUUACCCUGGUUUUUCUGAAAGUAGCCUUCCUACAGCUCCAUCUCAUUACCCUUCUUAUCACCAAGGCUCUGAUAAUUCCUAUUCCAAUUCUUCACCGUCUAACACUGUCAACUAUCCAUCAACUACUCAAUACAAUUCUAGUGGCAGGAAUGGAAGCGUUUCAGAAACUUUACCAGCUGCUGCUGCAGCUACACAAUUAUACCAGUAUGACAGCAGUUACCAGCCUUCACCAGAGAAAAUUGCUGACGCACACAAGGCAGCAAGAUUUGCAGUUGGGGCACUGGCAUUUGAGGAUGUUUCUAUAGCGGUCGACCACCUUAAGAAAUCUCUCGAAUUAUUAACAAAUCCAUCAGCUGGGCAAUAG
Fraxinus pennsylvanica is the source of this 1332-nucleotide messenger RNA. The record is from the annotation of a GenBank genome assembly. NCBI's taxonomy places the organism in Eukaryota, Viridiplantae, Streptophyta, Magnoliopsida, Lamiales, Oleaceae.